Sinocyclocheilus anshuiensis is the source of this 3329-nucleotide messenger RNA. Its product is annotated as ARF GTPase-activating protein GIT2-like. The record is from RefSeq and is a predicted model, not a curated record. Gene Ontology annotation, cellular component: synapse. Gene Ontology annotation, biological process: synaptic vesicle recycling; brain development; regulation of ARF protein signal transduction. The transcript is spliced from 20 exons. The coding region runs from base 1 to 2196 and encodes 731 amino acids. NCBI's taxonomy places the organism in Eukaryota, Metazoa, Chordata, Actinopteri, Cypriniformes, Cyprinidae. Gene Ontology annotation, molecular function: GTPase activator activity; small GTPase binding.
AUGGGGAAGAGAGGAAGGGAGACUGAGGAUCCUCGCUGGGCGUCUGUGAACAGAGGAGUUCUGAUAUGUGAUGAGUGCUGCGGUGUUCACCGCAGUCUGGGUCGCCACAACUCACAAGUGCGGCAUUUGUCAAACACACCCUGGCCGCCCACCCAGCUACAGAUGGUUCAAACAUUAUACAACAAUGGUGCUAAUGCAAUAUGGGAGCACACUCUGCUGGACCCGUCAUCCAUCACGAGCGGGAAACGCAAACCCAAUCCGCAGGAUAAAGUCCACCCUAACAAAACAGAGUUCAUAAAAUCAAAGUAUCAAAUGCUGGCUUUCGUCCAUCGUUUACCCUGUCGAGAUGACGACAGUACAGCAGCCGCUGAUCUAAGCAAGCAACUUCACUCCAGCGUUAGAACCGGCAAUCUUGAGACUUGUUUGCGGUUACUAUCGCUUGGGGCUCAAGCCAACUACUUCCACCCGGAGAAAGGAAACGCUCCACUGCACAUAGCAGCUAAAGCAGGGCAAGUGUGCCAGGCUGAGCUCCUCUGUGUUUAUGGGGCAGACCCUGGUGCUCCAGACUCCAACGGCAAAACGCCCAUCCACUAUGCAAGGCAAGCUGGCCAUCAAGACCUGGCAGACAGACUGGUGGAAAUACAGUAUGAGCUCACAGACAGGCUGGCCUUCUAUCUCUGUGGGCGGAAGCCUGAUCACAAGAAUGGACAGCAUUUCAUUAUACCACAGAUGGCGGACCGAAAUGUCAGUCUGGAGUUAUCAGAGUUCGCAAAAGCUGCAAAAAGAAAACUGCAGUCUCUCAGCGAUCAUUUGUUUGAGGAAUUGGCAAUGGAUGUGUACGAUGAAGUUGAUCGAAGAGAGACUGAUGCAGUUUGGCUGGCCACUCAGAACCACAGCACCUUGGCAACGGAGACAACAGUUGUGCCUUUCCUUCCUGUAAACCCAGAGUACUCAUCAACACGAAACCAGGGAAGACAAAAGCUGGCAAGGUUUAAUGCUCAUGAAUUUGCCACACUUGUGAUUGAUAUUCUAAGUGAUGCAAAGCGACGCCAGCAGGGGAAUUCAGUCUCAAGUCCUAAAGACAAUGUUGAUGUAUUCUUCAAAAGUAUGGGUAGUCGUCAUGGAAGUGAAAGCCAGGAAAUUGACCAGCCAGACUAUGACAGUGUGGCAUCUGAUGAGGACACGGAAACUGAUUUACGAGUGGGCAAAGCAGACAGAGCUAAGAGUCUGGACUCUGAUCUGUCCGAUGGACCGAUUUCCAUGCAGGAGUUUCUGGAGGUGAAAAAUGCGCUUUCAGCCUCGGAGGCCAAAAUUCAGACACUGAUGAAGGCCAACAGUAAUCUGAGUGAGGAGCUGAGAUUGAUGCAGAAAAAGCUGCAGUCUCUGCAAAGCGAGAACAGCUCUCUCAGGCGGCAGGUCUCCACUCAACAACCCUAUCAGGCCCCCGGCGGCCCUGACCACCCCAAUCCCUCCAGUCCCUCCUCCUCUUCCUCCUCCUCUGCCCUGAAACGCCACCUGUCUGCACAGGCGAGCCGCCCAAUGUCUAUGUAUGAAACCGGCUCUGGUCUGAAGCCCUUUCUCCCCAAGGGAGAGACCCCUUACCCGGAGGAGACCUUCCCCACCCUGCAACCCUUCCCAACCUAUGUCUCCAAAUUUGACAAGCAGAGCAGUGUGUCUGAUGGCGACUACGAUAACACUGUCAACGAAUCUGAUCUGGACGACUCCGGCUUUGGCCGAAGAUGUCGUUUGCGCAGCAGUGGCUGGAUGGGAGACAGUGGCUCUAUACCCGAGCUGGAUGAUCACGAAUGUGAGCCUGACCCCAGUCUGCCCAGCACUGAAGACGUCAUCCAUAAAACUGAGCAGAUCACCAAGAACAUCCAGGAACUGCUGAGGGCUGCGCAGGAGAACAAGCAUGAGAGCUUUAAACCCUGCGCAGAAAGAAUAUAUGUGGCUGUGAGUGAAAUGGCUGCCCUGUUCCCCAAGAGACCACGCUCUGAGACGGUGAAGAGCUCUUUACGAUUAUUAACGUCCAGCGCAAACCGGCUGCAGAGUGAGUGUAAGAAAGCGUCUCCUCUGGAGAGCAGCCCCGCAGCCGACAUGCAGUUGGUCACCCAGCAGGUCAUCCAGUGCGCUUAUGACAUCGCCAAGGCUGCUAAGCAACUUGUUACCAUAACCACCAAAGAGAACAACAACUGAUCCAGCUUCCACCCAUUUCCACCUGUAAUUCAACCCUAACUCUUUUCCCCAUAUGUUAUUUUAUCAAUAAUUAUUGGGUAUGUCACAUGAGUUUUUUUUUAAUCUAAGGUGUAUUUGCAUGUUUUUAUUUUUAAUUUAAGGUGUCUGUUAUCAGUGUUGUUUGGCUUAAAGCCAUAAGAUAAAGCCUGAAAUGCUCUCAAGGGUUCGUGUAUAUGUUUUGACCUGUGAAAGUGGCAGUUGAGAUUGAGCGAGAAGAAUGAGUAGAAAUGAAUCCGCAAUAGAGCAGCAAAUCACGUACUAAAUAUUCCGUAAUUGCCUGACUCUUUGCACUGUUCUGAAAACUUUGACUGAUUGUACCUCUUCAUAAUCAAACAUUUAGUUCAUUAUUUGUGGUUGUCUGUGUUGUUUUUAAAUGGUUAAAUCAAGCCUAUUUUUCAGUAAUCUCAGUUAAAUCUAUAAUGUAUAAUAAAAUAACCUGUUGUACAAAACAUUCAGUUAUUGUGGUCAGGUAGGCCAAGUUUAGAUACAGGUACAAUAAACUUGUAAUUAUAAAGAUGUCAUAUUAAAUAUUAUUUUAAAAAGAUGCCCAAGGUUAAAUACCUUUUUCUCAGUUGGAUAAACCAGGUGGCUGUAGUUCAGAUUUACAGUCUGCAUUAAAGAAAAAAAAAAUAUAUAAAGUGAGGAAAUGUUAAUUAACCUUAGUUUAAUUAUAUUUCAUCAGGUAAUUGGAGGUCACAGUACAGUAUUUAAUGACAUCUUUUUUUUUUUCAAUACACUGCAGAUGAGCAACCUCCACCAGCAGAUACUUUUUAUGAUGGUUUAGAUGUCUGUGUGUGUGUGUGUGUGUGUGUGUGUGUGUUUUUUUAGAUAGGUCAUCUUAUGGUACAUUCAGUUCAGUGUUUGGGCAGCUCUUUACUUUGCAGAUUUUUUUUUUUAAUUUCCUCUCUAAGUAUUAUGUUCUAACCUGAUCAGGUUAGUCUUACCAAACAGUUGUGCAGUGGACCGGUAGCUCAGUGUUAUUAGAGCUUGGAGUCAGUGCGACUUGCAGCUCAGUGUUAAAAUUCCCUUCGAGUGUUUGUAGUUGUUCAGAUGAACUGCUCUUCCACUCAUUAAUAUUAUUGCUAUGCCUGUGG